GGCCAGGCAACGUGCGAACGAGAAAAGGGUCUGUUCUACGAGAGACCACUUCACAUAAAUGUCGGAAUUACAAUCGGCCCUACUUCUAAGAAAACAGCUAGCAGAGCUGAACAAAAAUCCUGUUGAAGGAUUCUCUGCUGGGCUCAUUGAGGACAGUGACAUAUAUCGAUGGGAAGUGUUGCUCAUUGGACCACCAGAUACUCUCUAUGAGGGAGGUUUCUUUAAAGCCCACAUCUACUUCCCAAAAGAAUAUCCACUCAGGCCACCAAAAAUGAAGUUCAUCACAGAGAUUUGGCAUCCGAACAUUGAGAAGAAUGGUGAUGUUUGCAUAUCUAUCCUUCAUGAACCUGGAGAUGACAAAUGGGGUUAUGAAAAGGCUUGUGAACGGUGGUUACCCAUCCACACUGUGGAAACUAUCAUGAUCUCGGUCAUCUCCAUGCUGGCAGAUCCCAACGACCAGAGCCCAGCUAAUGUGGACGCAGCGAAAGAAUGGCGAGAAAAUUUCCCGGAAUUUAAGAGGAAGGUGGCAAGAUGCGUUCGCAGAAGUCAGGAGGAGAUGUUAUAAGAAAUGAGUAAAAGGUGAAAUGUAAUAGGCAAUGCAUGUCAUUCAAAGUUCAGUUGCAUUACGUUCGCCCGUCAGGAUGUUUCCUGCGUGACUGAAUUUUGGGAAGAAUUCUCUCUCCAAAUCGCUCAUUUGUCUUAUUUUUCUCUCCAAUUCUAUAUUGCUCUGAAUUCUAUACAAAACAAAAAAUUAAUAAAAGAAACGUUUCGGUACUCCCAAACAAGACGAAAUAUUGAAAAGCGCGUGAAAUUUAGGCCUUGCAUGAAGAAAAUCGUCUAGGAAAGUUUCUGGUGAAAAUUUAGUUGCCCCAUUUGCAAGCAGAGAAAAUUUAACCAACUUAUUUAAAUGCAAGAGUUACAAUUUCAUGCAAGUUAUGCCACCACAACUUGUAAUUUCACCUCGUGAUAAUCUUGUCAUUUUAUAUAUUUUUUUAAAAGCAAAUUUUCUCACUUCUUUCCUCAACUUUGAGGUAGAACAUCUUCCUCCCGUCACCCUCCACUUGAUCCCAUACGGGGUGAUUGUGUACGUUCAUUGUGCACGUCUGAUAAGCGAUUUGACACGAAUAAAUGUCGAUUCAGGCCUUGUAA
Daphnia carinata is the source of this 1149-nucleotide messenger RNA. RefSeq names its product ubiquitin-conjugating enzyme E2 G1-like (gene Ube2g1). The record is from RefSeq and is a predicted model, not a curated record. The coding region runs from base 59 to 565 and encodes 168 amino acids. Gene Ontology annotation, biological process: protein polyubiquitination; proteasome-mediated ubiquitin-dependent protein catabolic process. Gene Ontology annotation, molecular function: ubiquitin conjugating enzyme activity. NCBI's taxonomy places the organism in Eukaryota, Metazoa, Arthropoda, Branchiopoda, Diplostraca, Daphniidae. The transcript has 4 exons.